AUGGCUGAAGGUUCACGUGUAUUAACUUUUGAUGACUAUAUCGAAGCAUUACAUGUAAAUCUUAAUAAAUCCGAUAAAAUACCCGAUGUUGAUGAACAAUGCGCAUUGCUUAUUGCUGGUUUGGCUGGAGCUUAUUCUGAACAACCGUCAUCCAUGCAAACAGCUAUGUGUUUAUCAGCAUUAUUCUGUGGACAACAAAAUAUUUUAACAUUUCUUCGACGUGCAAGUUCAAAAACUGAAUUAAAAACAUCUAAAACUCAAAUUCUUCAAUUUUUAAAAUUUUUUGUUGAAACUGCCGCAAACAGAAUUCUUCCGCAUGCUGUAGAACUUAAAUCAGCUCUAUUGACAGUUUUUAAUGUUGAUAAUGCAUCAGAUAUUCGUGCAGCUGUCUUUCCUAUUCUAUCACAAUUAAUGGAAUUAAGUGCUGGAUUUCCAGAUAUGGAAAGUGAAAUUGAUAAAAUGGCUACGACAUUCCUUAAUUUAAUUGGAUUACAAAGUUCGACAACAACAGCUACAAUUAAAGGACUUUCUUUAGCAUUUUUGGGUUUAUUAUGUAAAUAUUUUCCUGCACAUAUGCGUAAAUAUGCAGAUCCACUUCUCCUUGGACAAUACUUAAAAUAUUUACAUGAACAAUUAGUAAAAGAUAAUGUUAAAUUUGAAAUGUUAAUUGCUGCUGGUGCUAUGGAAGGUCUUAUUUAUUAUCUUGUUAAUUUUACUCCAUCAUCAACUACUGUUCAACAGACACCACUAAUACGAACUAAAAGUAAAGAAACUGAUAAACAUAUACAAGAACAACAAAUUAUAAGUGAAUCAGAUUUAAAACGUGUAUAUAUAUAUGCAUCACGUGCUAUACAAACACAAGAGCAAACUAAUUUAAAUCGAUAUGCACUUGUUAAAGCUGGGUUAGAAUUAUUUGCUCAACAUUCAACUUUAUUUACUGAAUAUCUUUAUGAUGAUUAUAAACAGAUACUUGAUUGUAUUCGUGCAUGGAAUGCACAUGAUAAUUAUGAUGUGAAAAAAAUAGCACAACGUGCUUAUGAUACAUUUUUGCUUGGAGUUGCUAAUGCUUUAAAAGAACCAAAUAUUAAAACCCCAGAACAACGACAUCGUGCUGUUGGAAUAUUUCAAUAUUUUAUUCAACACUUUCGAAAUAAAGUUGAUUCACCAGAAUUAGAAAUUCGAGAUUUAGCAAUGGGUAUACGUGGUUAUGGUAUUUUUGCAAACGCUUGUAAACUUUAUGGUACGGAAGAAGAUGUUAAAUUUAUGUUUGUUGGUUUAAUUCAACGUUGUGAACAAAUAGCGAUGCCAACAAUAACAUUGUCACAAGCAGCAGAUGUAUUUGAUGAACGUUUUUAUGCAUUACCUAAUCUUCUCGAUGCACUUUCUGCUAUUAUUAUUGAAAUGACAAAUAUUGGUGAAGAAUUUCUUGGACCACUUGAACGUUUAACUAUAAUGACUAUUGAUUAUUAUCCACGUUAUCAACCAAAACCACAAGCAACAACAUGUUCAUCUGUUAUAAAAAUGAUUUUAGCAUUACAAACUAAACCAACAUCUUAUAAACCAUUUCUAACACGAAUUGUAAGCCAAGCAAUUAUUCGUUGUUGUUCACAUCCAUUAAAAUCCACUGUUGAACAACAAUUGGAAGAUGUUGAACCAGAUAUACCAGAUGAAAAAGCUAAAUCUCUUCUUGCAAUUGGGAAAACAAUAACAUAUGAGAAUUAUAUUCCACUAUGGAAAACAAUUUUAAAUGUAACUUCAUUGAAAGAAUUUGAUACACCGACAUAUCCAAUAUUUGAUCGACAAAAUAUGCUUGUUUCAUUAUAUGAUGAAAUGAUUGAUUCAAUUUUACAUAUUAUUGAUCGGCUUGAUCUGAGUGUUGAUAAAGAAAAAACUCAAAAUGAAAAUGAUGAUGGUACAACUACAACUGAUCCAAUAUUUGGAAUGAAACCUGUUAAACCAAAAGAUUUUGAAAUCUUUUAUAAUCUUGUCGAUUUUUGCCAAGAUUUAUUACCUGAGCAAUCACCUGAUUUAUUUCAAAAAUGGAUAUUUCGAUUUCUAUAUGAAAUUAUUGCUGCAUCAACAAAAUAUCCAUUAGUCAGUGGUAUUUAUCGAUUUGUUACAUUAGUUAUGAAUAUAUGUUUAAAAUUAAUUUAUUUCAAAUCUGAUCGAAUCGUACCAACAACUCGUGGUGGUAUUGAAAUGAUGGAAACAGAUAUAAAUGAAAAUGAACAAGUAUCAUCUGUUUGUACAUUAGUUCGACGAUUUGCACAUGAAGUACUUUCUCGACAAAAACAAUAUCGUGAUGAUUUACUUAUUUCAUGUUUACAAUUGAUUAUGUCAUUACCAUCAGAAUGUAUUGAUUAUGAUUUUGCUGAUUAUGUACCAGCUAUUCAACUUGCGUUGAGUAUUGGUUUAACUUAUUUACCAUUAGCUGAACAAACAAUAAAUAGUCUUGAACGAUGGUCACAAUCGACAUCAUUAAAUUUACCUAAUUUCUAUGAUCAAAUAUUACCAUAUCUAGAUGAUUUUCUUCGUUUAUCUCAUGACCAAGGUGAAGAUGUUAAUGUUCGAGCUAUUGUAUCGGCAUUACAAGAAAAAACACGUCUUAAUUCAAAAAGUAAACAUGUUCUACCUACAAGAAUGAUGAAAAAAACGAAACAGAUCAAACACCUUUUUGAAGAUAGUGAUAUUCGACGAGUACAAUUUCGUAUUUUUAAAUAUCUUGGUUCAUUGGGCAAUCGUAUUAAUCAUUAUCUUAUUGAUGAUACUUCAAAUUAUUUAAUUAAAGAAGCUGUAGCAUGGGAUAAUGAAAAUCAUUUAACAUUCAAUGUUCCUUUCGAUGAUAUAAAACCAAUAAUACAUCUCGAUAUUUUUCUUCCUCGUAUAGUCGAUUUAGCAUUACAUAGUUCUGAUCGUCAAACAAAAAUUACAGCUUGUGAAUUACUUCAAUCAAUAAUGCUUUAUAUGAUUGGCAAAAGUGCAAAUAAUCGAAGCAAUGCAGCAGCUUCAUAUGAAAAACUUUAUGCUCAUCUAUUUCCAGCUGUACUCGAACUUUCAUGUGAUUCAGAUACGUUUACAAAAACACUUUUUACAACAUUUAUGCUUCAAAUGAUACAUUGGUUUACUAAAAAUCAAAAUUAUGAAAAUCCAGAAACAAUGUCAAUGCUUGAUACAUUUAUGGAUGGUAUGAUAUCGGGACGUAAUGCAUCAAUAAGAGAUUUCAGUGGAGUUUGUUUAAAUGAAUUUCUUAAAUGGGCUGUUAAACAUGCUGGUGGUUUCGAUAAAUUAGCUUAUUUAAAAAAUUCUACAUCAAUACUUAAACGUAUUAUUAGCUUUUCAAUGCAUCCAAAUAGUUUUAAAAGACUUGGAUCAACAUUAGCAUGGAAUUCAAUUUAUACACUUUAUCGAGAAUCAGAUACUUUAGUUGAUGUUUAUACACUUCAAUUACUUUAUGUAUUUGUUGAAAGUUUAUCAAUUGCUCAAGGAGAUGAUCCAUCUCUUGGUACACAACAGCAAGCAAUUGGUGCUUUAUCUCAUGUAGAAAGAAUAAUUAAAGAAAAACACAAAUUAUUUUAUAAAGAAACACCUAAACGACAUCGUCCACCAUCAUGGACUAAUGCUACACUUGAUGUUGCUGUAGGAUGGUUACUUAGACAAUGUGGAAGAAUUGAAACAGAAUCAAGACGAAAAUGUAUUGAACUUGUUUCUACAUUUAUUCCAUUAUUAGAAGAUAUUCGAUCGAUUCGGGAAUAUUUUGAACUAAAAGUAAAAUCUGAUGGAAAUAUUUAUUUUAUUGAAAGAUUUGAAGGAACAUUCGAUAAAGAGAAAAAAACAAAAUUUAAGGCUAAUUUAGCAAAUCAAACAUGUUUAAUUGAUAUGAGUGAACAAUUUUCGAUAUCUAUUGUUUAUCAAUGGCUUGAUACUGUCAUUGCUUCACUUGAUUGUUAUACUUGGGUAUUUUCUCAAGGAUUUCUUAAUCCACUUCUAUUUCAAGAUAAUAAUCAACAAAGUCGUUUAAUUGUUGCAAUAUCAUAUUUUAUACAAAAAGUUUCUAUGAAUACAUUAUAUGAUAUAAUAACUUAUUUUCCACCUUCAAAUCAACCACAAGUAUUUACUCCAACUGAUGUUAAUCAAUUUGAAACAGCAAAAUGUACAGUUAUUGUUCGUUUACUUAAUUUUAUUACAGCACUUUGGACAAAAUAUCCACAAGAUACAAUGCGAGCAAUUGAUAGUUCAUUUUAUAAUAAUGAUUUAGUUAAAUUAAUUUUAACUUGUGUAUUUAAUCCAACACAACUGGGAUUUGAUAUAAAUAAUGAAGAAAUUAAUAAAAAAUUACCUGAUAGAAUAGCAAAUCUACUUAAAUCAAUAACAAGUCAUUUACCUGAUCAAUUAUUACAACCAUUCUACGAUGUUUCAUUAGAGAUGACAAAGACAGAUGGACUUUACAAUUUAACUAAUGAAUUAAAUCAAAAUUCUGUUCGUUGGUCUUUAAUAUUUACUAUAUCUCGUGGACAUCGUCUUCUACAUGAUGUUCGUUUAUUAGCUAAACCUAAACAAUCCGAAGAAUAUGCAAAAGAACUUUGGACAACAAUGUUAACAAAAAUGAUUAAUCAUGACGAUGAUUUCGAUAAAGCAAAUCUUGUAUUAACUGUUGAUGUACAACGUGGUUUACAAUCUCUAUUUGAUUAUAUCAUCUAUUUAGGCAUUAAACCAAAUGAAGUUUUACCUUAUUUUUUUCAAUCAAAUCGUAUACAUACAGAUUCUGGUAUGACAACAGUUGGUACUUAUUUAUUAACAUUAUUUAAACAUCAAAUAACUAGUUGGCUUGGUAUAACACCUCAUUUCAUAAUUGAUAAUGUUGGUGAAAUCAAUACUGUUGAACAAUGUCGUCCUGUAGUUGUUUUUCUAUCAACUGUUCUUGAUUUAUGUAGUCGAGAAAAAGAUAUUCGUCAACAAUAUGGUCGACAAUUUGUUGAUGGAAUCUAUACAUGUUGGCCACAAUUUUCUUCUCUUUAUCAAUCAACAAAUCUCGAUGAUAAACUAUUAAUUGUUACAUUACUAACAAAAACAUUUAUUAUUGAUAGUCAUAUAUUAACAACACAUGAACAAUUUGAUCAUAUAUCUCAAAUGUAUUUAUCUUUAUUAAUUGAUAAACAAUUAAAUUUAACAUUUAAAACACGUUUACUUGAUUUAUUAACAUUUUUUGCUUCAAUUGAUACUGAUGAAACUAUGUGUGAAACAAAACGUCAAAAAUGGUCGAAUGAUCUUUGUCGAACAUUACAUAUAUUUACAGCUGAUUGUUUUCCAUUGAAAAGUACGGAAUUUCCUGUUGGUACACAAGAAUAUCAUGAUUAUCAAGCAGCUAUAAGAAAAAUUCUUUCUGCACUUGAAUUAUCUUCGUCAUUUAUUUUAUUUGAAUUAUUAAUAUGGAUGUUAUGUUGUGAACAACAUCAUAUAUUUGAAGAAGAAAUUCUUCUUUCAAUAAGUCGUUAUGUUGUUAAAUUAAAUAAUCAAAUAAAACAAACAAAUUUACUUGAUUAUAUUUAUUCAAUAAUAUUUGGAAAGAAUACACUUUUUCGUACUGAACAUCGUUUAAAUGCAUUAGAAAAAUUAAUUUUAAAAAUUUUAACAUCGGUGAAAAAAAUUACAUUAAUUGAAUUUUAUAAAAAAUAUAUAUGUACAUUAGUUAUUGAUGAACUUGAUAUUAAACUUGAUUUAACAUCUCAAACAUUAACAUCAAUAUUAAUUAAUAAAGUUUGUACGUAUCGUUUAAUCGAUCAUAUGUAUACAAUAUUAAAUAAAGAUGAUGUUUUCGGUGGUAAUUCUUCAAUAGCAAGAGUUUUUUAUGAUUAUGUUAAAAAACAAGAAGAAGCACGAAAAAUUUUGAAUGUUGAAAUACCAAUGACAGCAGUUAAAAUUACUGAUAAAUUUGAUGGAAAAGAAUUAACAAAACAUGUUAUUGCAAAGGCAAGAGGACAAUUUGUGGAUGGAAGACCAUCGAAAUCAAUGGAUGUUAUGUUAGCAGGAAUAAAUACAAUGGAAAAACAAAUUAAAAUACAUUUAAUACGAGCAUUAGCAACAAGUUCAUUUAAUUGUUUAAUUUCAUUACUUAUUUGUACACAAACAGAAGCAAAACUUUAUAAAGCUUUUAUUUUUGAUUCAAAUCCAACAAAGGAUGAAUAUGUUUUUGAAAAUUUAAUCGAUUCCGAACAUAAAUAUACAUUUCCACUGGAACUUGAACGUUAUUAUAAAAAAGAUAAACGUACAUUAUUAAAUAUUUUAUGUAAAAAAAUUCUUACUUCAUCAAAAUUGGAUAAUUCAUCUCAACAACGUAUAUCUAGUACACCACGUUAUUUAUCAUCACAAUAUUUAUUUGGUAGUAGUUUAACUGAUGAAUUAGCUGUUUUCGAUUUUACAUCAGCUGCUGUUAAUCAACAACAAAAUGAUUUGAAUAAAAGUCUUUCAACUUCUUCAUCAGAACAAUCGUCAGCAAAUAUAUCAUUAGAAAAAAAAGAUUAUGAUGGACCAGCAUUAAUCGAAGAAUCCGUUGGAAUAUUAACAAUUGAAUAUUUUAUACGUUUAAAUCAACGAAAUGAAUCUAAUCAAUUAUUUCAUGAACCUUUAAAGAAAAAACUUAAACCAGAUCCUGAUAUAAGUAAACAAUUAUAUAAAAAAAUUGAUCAAUGGCUUGAAUUAGCUAAAUGUUAUCGUUCAUUAGCUAAUUAUGAUGAUGUACGUGGUAUUUUCUCGCAAACACCUGGUUUAAAACCAAUAACAUUACGUGCUAUUGAAGAAGAAAGUCAUACAGAUUUUCUUUUAGCAUUAAAUAGUUAUGUAACAGCAUUAGAACAAUAUCCUCUAACAGAUGAUUCAUUAAAUGAUCCAAUAUUAGAAUUAGAACAUGAGUUUUGGACACAAUCAAUGUUAAAUUGUUGUAAUCAAUUAAAUAAUUGGACAAUUAUGUCUAAACAUAUAUUUAUUGAUGAUACAACAUUUGAUACAUUAUGGUCCAAUGCACAUCAAUUAAAUUAUUUAAUGCCUUAUGCAAUACGUGCAAAACUUAAAUUACUUAUAUCAGGUACAGAACAAGAACAAUUAGAACAAGAUGAUCUUUGUCAAUUUUUUAAUAAUUUAUCUACAACAUCAGAUAAUACAACAGCAACAAAUAAUUCCGAAACAACAUUUGUUAAACGAUCAUAUAUUGAAAAACAAUAUCCAUUUGAAUUAGCAACUUUUUUUCUUUAUCAAAAAGAUUUUGAUCGUACAAAAUAUUAUAUUCAAUAUGCUAAAGAACAAUUUUUACUUCGUUGGUCAACAUUAAGUCGUUUAAGUGAAUAUGGCCGAAAAACAACAAUUCAAUUAAUUCAACCAUAUUAUGAACUUGAUCAAUUUCUUGUUUUUAUCGAACAUAAUUUACCAUUAUUAAAAUCUUUAGAAAAUCGUUAUUUAACAAAUAAUAAAAAUGAUACAACAACACGAGAUUUAUUUCUUGAACGUGUACAUAAUGAUUUAUUAUCACAAUGGCAAUUACCAGAUGUUGUUCGUAGUUCAAUUCAAACAUGGGAUGAUAUUGUUACAAAUCGUUCAUUAUUUUUAGAUAUUCUUGAUGAAUUGAUUGGUGGACCACGAAUGACAUUUACAAGUCGUUUAAAAGCUACUGAAUUUGAUCCAUUAUUAAUUGAUUAUAAAGUACAAUCAUUACUUGAUAUGUCCUAUUGUGCAUUACGUCAACGUAAUUUUAAAUUAGCUUUAACUAAAUUAAAUGAAACACGUCAUCGUCUGGAUUUAUGUCAAAAUCCAUUGAUGAAAUCAAUUUAUUGGAAUGAAAUCUAUUGUGAUGUACAUUUAAAACGUCACCAAAUGCAAUCAUCUACAGCAACAUUAUCAAGUUUAUUAUCAACAAGUGUUGCGAAAGAAUUAAAAAAAAUGGAAACAAAAAUAAAUUCAUUACAAAUUAUUGAUCAACAAACUGCACAAUUAAAUUCGAAUUAUAUUCAAUUAAAUUCACAAUUUUCUCGAAUAGUUAUUGAUUUUCUUCUUGCUCAACCAAAAGCUUAUUAUGAGUAUGAACAAGAUGAAAAAAUUCCUCAAGCUAAACAUAAACAAUUAGAAAUGUAUUUAUAUGGAUUAGAUAAUAAUACAAAACAAAUUCAACAAGCUGAUCAAUUAAUUUAUGAAUUAUUUCAUAAAUGUACUUCAAUAUUGAAAGAAAAUAUUGAAAAACAAGAAAAUGAUUUACAAAAUCCUUCAAUAAAUAUUUGUUUAGCAAAAGAAAAUAUUCUUAGUCGAGAUUAUAAUGAAUUAGCAAGUGUUUGUGAUGAUUAUUUACGUCGAUAUGAAAAUAAUGAAGUUGAGAAUAAUCUUAUGGACAAUUUAUUUCAAGGAAACAAUGGAAAUAAUAUUGCAGAAUUAAUUGUUAAAUCUGUUUUAUUAUCAAUGAAAUAUGGAUCAAAUGAAGGUGUUAAACGUUUUUCACGUUUAUUACAAAUUGUUGAUUUGUAUCCAAAUACAAUGGAUUUAAUAGCUGAAAAAAUACAAGAAAUUCCAUGUUGGAUGUUUUUUGAUUGUUUAUAUCAAAUAACAGCAUAUUUCGAUAAACCAAUUGCCUUAAAAUUAUAUCCAUUAAUUGAACAAAUUGUAAAACUUUAUCCUCAAUCAAUUGUUUAUCCAUUUAAAUUAAGUUAUGAAACUUUACAAUAUUCUAUAACUGAUCCAAUAUUAAAACAAAAUCUUGAAUCAAUUCAUCAGAAACUAGAUCAUUAUACUCCUCUUGUUAAUGAAUUUAUUGAAGCAUUAAAUCAAUUAAAUCCUCAACAACAAUUUGAUGCAUGGUCAAAAGAACUUUUUCAUUUCUUAGGUAAUGAUCCACAAAUAAGAGAUAUAGAACAACUUAAAUCUCAUUUAAUUAAAUUUAAACAAACACUUUUUUCUGAUCCUAUUAAUCCUGAUGAAACAACUGAUGAUCGAAUGCAGGCUAAUGAAAUAGAUCAAUCAAAAACUAAAAUAACAUCAAUACGAGUAUUAUUUAAAAAUGCUGUUGAAAAAGAAUUUGAUGAUUUAUUUGGAAAGAAUGGAGAAUUAUUUUCAAGUAUAUCAUUAGGUGAUACACGUUUAACAUUAGGAAAUAUAUCAUUAAAAUUAAAAACUAUUAUACAAGAUAAAACAAAUAUAAAUGAUUAUUCAACAUGGUUUUCAUCAACAUUUCAACAACAAAAUCGUACAUUAGAUAAAACAUCACUACGUGAAUUAGAAAUUCCAGGUCAAUAUACAAGUAAAAAGAAACCAUUACUUGAACAUCAUAUUAAAAUUGUUGGAUUUGAUGAAAAACUUUUGGUACUUCAUUCAUUACGAUUACCAAAACGUAUAACAAUACGUGGACAUGAUGAAAAUGAUUAUCGAUUUUUAGUUAAAGGUGGUGAAGAUAUACGACAAGAUCAACGUAUUGAAGCUUUAUUUUCUAUUAUGAAUGAUCUUUAUGAUAAUGAUCCAAAUUGUAAUCAAUCAAAUUCAGCUCAUAUUGCUAUACGAACUUAUAAAGUAAUUCCAAUGUCAUCAAAAUUGGGUGUAAUUGAAUGGCUUGAUAAUACACGUCCAUUAAAAGAUCUUAUUGAAGAAUCAUAUACUGAUGGUGAACUUGAUAUAAUUAUGAAUCAAGGUCAACAUCCACGAAAACUUUAUCAAGAUUAUGUAACGAAUGUUUAUCAAAAAAAACACCCAACAGCUAAAACAGCAAAUAAUACAUUAAUGUAUGCUGAAUUAUUUGGUUUAACCAAAGCUCAAGUUCAAGAAGAAUUUAAUCAAAUCCAAUCAGUUAUACCUGCUGAUUUACUUCGACGUGCUUAUUAUAAAAUAGCCAAUUCACAUGAAGGUUUUUAUACAUUACGUCGUCAAUUUAUGACAAGUUAUGCUGUUCUCUGUACAAGUCAAUAUAUUCUUGGUAUUGGUGAUCGUCAUCAAUCGAAUUUUCUUAUUGAUACAUCGUCUGGUCAAAUCAUUGGUAUUGAUUUUGGUUCAGCAUUUAAUGCAGCAACAAUUCAUUUACCAGUUCCGGAAUUAAUUCCAAUUCGUUUAACACGUCAAUUGACUCAAUUAAUGUCACCAAUUGGCACAGCUGGUUUAUUUCGUGCGACAAUGAUUCAUACAAUGAAUGCAUUACGUGAAAAUUCUGAUAUAUUACUUAGUACAAUGGAUGUAUUUAUCAAAGAACCAUUAAUGGAAUGGAUGGAACAUGCAAUUAAAACAAGUAAACAAAUAACACAAAAUGAAACAAAUCUAAUUCGUUCAGAUGAUACUUAUGCAAAAGAUCGAAUAAAAAGUGCACGAUUAAAAUUAAAUGGAAUUAAUCCAGCAGUUAUAACAGCAUCGGAUUUAAAACUGAAUAAUUUUCUUCGUUCAUCUAAUUUGCAAAAAGCAUGUCGUCGUAUGGAAAAAAUUGUUUUUGGUGAUCAAACUGAUAGUAAACGAGCACAAACCUUCAUAAAAUAUGUAUCAGAUCAUUAUUACAAAUUGUCAGUCGAUGAACAAAUCGAUUGUAUUAUUGAUCAAGCAACGGAUGUUGACAUUCUUGGUCGAUCAUGGGCAGGUUUAGAAACAUUUAUGUAA
Messenger RNA from Adineta steineri, 10602 nucleotides. Lineage: Eukaryota; Metazoa; Rotifera; Eurotatoria; Adinetida; Adinetidae. The record is from the annotation of a GenBank genome assembly.